Messenger RNA from Prunus armeniaca (apricot), 186 nucleotides. The record is from the annotation of a GenBank genome assembly. Lineage: Eukaryota; Viridiplantae; Streptophyta; Magnoliopsida; Rosales; Rosaceae.
AUGAUCCUAGGUACUGCCGUUAUCAUCAAUUUGUGGGGCACCCAACCACUGCCUGUCAGAGUCCGAGGAGGAUUUUACACGCCAAAAUACAUGAGGGAGUCCUUGAACGAACAAACAAGCCUUUCAGCAGCUGUACGAUAUGGUGUCAAUGCUGGUUCCUUCACGGCGAAAUUUCCUUGUAAUUGA